Messenger RNA from Tarenaya hassleriana, 749 nucleotides. RefSeq names its product calmodulin-7. The transcript has 2 exons. Gene Ontology annotation, molecular function: calcium ion binding; enzyme regulator activity. Bases 138 to 587 code for a protein of 149 amino acids. Lineage: Eukaryota; Viridiplantae; Streptophyta; Magnoliopsida; Brassicales; Cleomaceae. The record is from RefSeq and is a predicted model, not a curated record.
UCGGGGCAAAAAACGCGAAGCUCUUGGGCGAGAAGAACUUCUCUCUCGAUCUCGCUCUUAUUUUUUCCUCUCUCUCGUUUCUCGAUUUGAGAAAAUUCGAACGCUGUAGGUUUUCGAAAAAGAAGUAAGAGAAAGCAAUGGCGGAUCAGCUCACCGAUGACCAGAUCUCCGAGUUCAAGGAAGCCUUCAGCUUAUUCGACAAGGAUGGAGACGGUUGCAUUACCACAAAGGAGCUUGGGACUGUGAUGCGUUCCCUUGGGCAGAACCCAACGGAGGCAGAGCUCCAGGACAUGAUCAAUGAGGUGGACGCCGACGGAAACGGAACCAUCGACUUCCCCGAGUUCUUGAACCUCAUGGCCAGGAAGAUGAAGGACACCGAUUCCGAGGAAGAACUCAAGGAGGCUUUCCGGGUCUUUGACAAAGACCAGAACGGUUUCAUCUCAGCAGCUGAGCUCCGCCAUGUCAUGACAAACCUCGGCGAGAAACUCACCGAUGAAGAAGUCGACGAGAUGAUUAGGGAGGCCGAUGUCGACGGUGAUGGCCAGAUAAACUACGAGGAGUUCGUCAAGGUUAUGAUGGCCAAGUGAUGUGCGGAGAAACCUGCUAAUACUAUGUAAUAUUCCUAGUUGCUGUUCUAAUUUCAUUCAUGGAGUUUUAAAACUGUUUUUGGUCAACUGGUUGUUCCGACAAGAAUGUUAUCCCUUUCAUGUUGUAGUUUGCAUCAGACAUUUGUAUCAGCAAAUCAAAUC